CCCCGACGGCCAUCAAGUGUCCGCUCGUAUCGGGAGCUAUUCUAAACGGCAUUUGUCAUACUAUGAGUGAAACCUACGUCUCCACAAGUGUUUGUUUAUUGUUGAUAAGUGUAUGAUAUCGUGACGGUUGUCGGCGAGCUUUGUGGCAUGUUUUGUGAAAGUUGACGGAGGUUGUUAAGGAACUUCGGGUGUCUCGCGUAGAUAUAGCAUGGCGGGGUCCGGGGGGACCGAGUGGGCGGAGGGCGCAGCGGUGUGGUUCCAGCCCCCCGGCGCGUCCGCGCCGCUCCCCGGCCAGCUGGUCGAGGUGCACCGAGCUGCGAGAGUGCUGCUCGUCAGCGCGGUCGUCAACUCACAGCCCCAAACCUUCGCCCUCCAAAUGGGGACAGGCGAGGAGGAGGGCGACCCGGUGUGGCCGCGCGAGGAGCUGGGCCCCACCGGCGUGGAGGACAUGACGCGGCUGCACGACCUGCACGAGGCCGCGCUGCUCUGGAACCUCAAGCUGCGCUACGAGCAGGGGCUCAUCUACACCUACGCCGGCUCCAUACUGGUCGCCGUCAACCCGUACCGGCCCGUGGAUGCGCUGUAUGGACUGCAGACUGCAAGGAGGUACCACGCAGCGGAAGCCCUGGGCGAUCUCCCCCCACACCUGUUUGCCAUAGCCGCGGCUGCGCGCGCAUCUCUGCCGCAUCCGCAGGCCAUUCUCAUAUCCGGCGAGUCCGGCGCGGGCAAGACGGAAUCCACCAAGCUAGCAGUACAGUUCCUCGCUGCUGUCGCCCCUGCCCCACCAGGCAGAGCGCCCGUUUCAGAACAGAUCCUCGAGGCGGCACCGCUGCUAGAGGCCUUCGGAAACGCUAGAACACCAAAAAACCACAAUUCUAGUCGAUUCGGAAAACUUCUAGAACUGUAUUUCAAAGACGGCGCGUUGGCCGGCGCGCGAGUAGCGCAUUAUUUACUUGAAAAGUCGAGAAUAGUCACACAGUCCCCUGGCGAAAGAAAUUAUCACGUGUUUUACGAGCUACUCGCUGGUUUAGACGAGGAGCAAAGGAAAGCUAGAGGUCUUUUGUCUGCUGAGCAUUAUUUUUAUUUGAAUCAAGGAGGCGAUUCAGGUGGAGCGGGCGCUGGCGCCGACUGGUCUGCUCUUUGUGGUGCCAUGCAAGUGCUCGGUAUUGGGGACGCCGAACGAGAAGACAUUAUCAGAGUAUUAGCAGCUGUUCUUCACUUAGGAAAUGUUUAUUUUCAUAGAAGACAGCUUCGACACGGUCAAGAGGGUGUGCAGUUAGGUGGCGGAGCGGAGGUGCGUUGGGCGGCACAUCUUUUAAAGGUGCCUGCGGAAGCUAUGGCUAGGGCCCUGACUACCCGGGUGACUGCAGCCCGCGCUGAGCGUAUGAGGUCGCCAUUACCGAUCGACCAAGCUUUAGACGCGAGAGACGCGUUCGCUAAAGCCCUAUACUCGUCCUUAUUCAAUUGGCUGGUCCUCCGAAUCAACUCGAUCGUGCACCGAGCGGGCCUGCACGACGCACACCGAAUUUCUCUCCUCGAUAUCUUCGGCUUCGAAGACCUGGAAGAGAACUCAUUCGAGCAAUUAUGCAUAAACUUUGCGAACGAAACGCUGCAGCACUAUUUCAACAAGCAUAUUUUCAAAUUAGAGCAGCAGGAAUAUCAGAAAGAAAGGUUGGAGUGGUCAAAUCUCGCGUGGAACGACAACUCUCCAGUGAUACAGCUUCUGAGCAAGAAGCCAGUGGGCAUCCUACACCUGCUGGAUGAUGAGAGCAACUUCCCGCGCGCGUCCGACGCAUCCUUCUUGGAAAAGUGCCAUUACAACCACGCUCUCAACGAACUGUACUCGAGGCCCAGACUGGGAGCGAGCGAAUUUGGCGUGAAGCACUACGCGGGCCAGGUGUGGUACAACGUGGAGGGAUUCCUGGACAAGAACAGGGAUGCGUUGCGCGGGGAUGUGCUAGAGUUGCUGUGCUCCAGUGAGGUUCCUCUGGUGGCAGAGAUGAGCGCGCAAUUGCGGGCGCAGCAUGACGCGAAUAAGACACUGCCGCGGGGUGCCAAUGGACGAUUCGUCACCAUGAAGCCGAGGACGCCCACAGUCGCUGCCAGGUUCUCCGACAGCCUGCACCAGCUGCUGGACUCCAUGUCGCGCUGCAACCCCUGGUUCGUGCGCUGCAUCAAGCCCAACACCGACAAGUCGCCCAUGAGGUUCGACAUGCCCUGUGUGCUGGCCCAGCUCCGGUAUACUGGCAUGCUGGACACCAUUAAAAUCCGGCAGACUGGGUACCCCAUCAGGAUACCCUUCCAGAACUUCGUUGAUAGAUACCGGUACUUGCUGAAGUCGACCCCAGCGCGCUCCACGCCCUACCGGGAGAUAUGCAACUCCAUACUGGCCGAGAUGCCACCCACCGGCGCUGGUGGUGCGGACUACCAGCUAGGCGCAGCGCGCGUGUUUCUGCGGGAGGCGCUACACCGGGCGCUGGAGCGCGCCCGAGCUGACAAGCUACGUGCAGCUGCAACAGCUCUACAGGCUCGAGCCCGAGGGUUCCUUGCUAGAAAGCGCUACAACGCAAUGCGCGCGUCAGCGGUAAAGAUCCAGGCGUUCUGGCGCGGGCGGCGUCAGCGCUCGCGCUUCGUGCGCGCGCGGCGCGGCGUGGUGCGCGCGCAGGCGCUCGUGCGCGGCCGCCGCGCGCGCAAGCUCGCCAUGCACUUGCGGGAACAGCAACGCAGGAGGCAGGACCUGCAAAUGCAACAAGCCAAGCGGCGAGCAGCCGAGCAGAAGGCGAAGGCCGAGAGCCUGCAAGUGCUGGAAGUGCCGGCCGAGUUGGCCUUCAUCUUGUCCAAGCUGGACGAGUGGCAGCCGCCGCACUCCGAGAGAAACAUGGCCAAGGUGGCCGGCGACGUAUACGCGGAAGACGAACGCAUUCAGCUGCCACGAGACUUGCAGCAGUUCGCAUUCGCCAAGUUCAGCUCCGUAUACUUCGCUGAUGGCGGCCAGCUCAGCCCGCGCAAGCACCCCAUCUCGAGGCCUUUCCUCGCCAAAGCCGCUGUCAGGGAUCAAGAUUUCAACGACGCUGUCGCUACGUUCAAACUAAUAUUGAGAUGGUGUGACGAAUCAGCAGCUGGCAAUGAAGCCAGACAAAAGAUCUUAGCCGACUACAUAGCCUCUCGAGGCCUAGCAUCCAGAGGCCUACGAGACGAGAUUCUGGUGCAGCUGUGUAACCAGGCCGACGGCGACUCUGCGGAGCGCGUGUGUCAGCUCAUGGCGCACUGCUUAUCGGCCUUCCAGCCCACACCACCUCUACACAAGUACCUAGUCCGCUUCGUGUCGGAACGCGCUCCCCCACGCGAGAGAGCUCAGCUGCUCCGCCUGCUGGGUUGCUCGGGAGCGGGCGUGGCGCGCGCGGCCGGCUCUGCACGACGGUGCCCACCUACCUUACUAGAAUGGCGAGCGCAGAGGACUGAUGCGCGACCCGCCUUGCCGUUGCGACUAUAUGAUGACUCAGUGCACCACGUGGCCGUGGAGCCGUGGACGUCGUGCGAGCGUGCUGCGGCGGCCGCCCUCGCUGCCGCCGGCGUGGCGAGGCGAGCCACCGGCUGGUCGCUUACCAUGGAACAUAAUGGACAACUCACCGAAUGGGCGGGCUGCGAGUUCGCUCUGGACGCAGUGGGCGAGCUGGAGACGUGGGCCGCGCUCCCCACCGCGCGCAGCGAGGCGCUCCGCGGCGCCGGGCGCGGACACACGCCGCCCGCGCCGCCGCCGCGCGCCUCGGUGGAGCCCGAGCGCUCGCCCGCCGCCAGACCCAUGGUGCCACCACCCGAACCGCCAAAAUCCCGCUCGCCGAGCAUCGGGCGCCUACUCCAAGACUCCAUGGACGACGGCAUGUCCGAGUACACCUGGAAGAUGGACAAGAUGGACCGCGAGCGCGAGCGGGAGGACUCCCACACCCUCACCAAACACGACUACUCCAGAAAAGUCUCACACGACAUCCUGUCGAGAGAAUCCGCGCUCAACGAGAGAUACUUUGAGCAGAAUUCUGAGAAAAUACGCAGCAGAUCUUUAGAUAAUCUACUUGGAGACAACCCUGUGCCGCAACCUACUAAACUAGCAGAUUUAGGGUUGUCGCAAUCUCGUUUAAACGACCGAUAUCAUUCAGUUGAAAGACUAGGCGGUGCACCUAGCGUGUCAAGCAGUAAAGGAGCUAUGGAGAUGGAGUAUGGAACCGGUUCAAGGGUGUUGCCGUCUCGGUACAUCAAGAGUCAGUACGCGGGUAAAAGGGCGCCGGCCGGCAGUCAGUCUACUCGCGCUUAUAUUGAGAAGAGCUCGGAAUUCGGCGGUGUCAGGUCUUCAGCAAUGUCAGACACCUCGGAAGCCCCAUCCCUAGCGUCGCACGUGCGGCGCGUGCGCGUGCCCUCGCAAGCGUCCGACGUGGACCAGUUCCUGGACGACCUGUUCUCGCCCGUGCUCGACCCCAACAUCGACGAGCUGUCCGACGCGCGCUCGCUCGCCGCCAGCAUCAAGGGCGGCUCCUACGCACACUUCAUCGACACUCUCCUCACCUGCGACUACAACGAACAGCUCCACGCGCUGGAAAACUCGCAGGAAAUGCGCAGGCUUAUCAAAGGAGGCGGGAAAGAAGAUAAGGAGAAGAGCAGCAGAAAGGAAUCCAGCGUAGAUUCCGUCGAUGAUUAUAUCACCAACCUCUUCGAUCCCAUCUUCAUGAACGACAGCUUAAAAAGAUUGACCGAUGGAGAAGGAUUGUCGGGCGCGAUCAAAGGAGGCGGAGUUACUCCGAGAGCAGCCUCAGCUAAUACAUCAGCGCUUAGCUUCAGUGCCAUGUCACCUAUAUCCAUGCCCGCUACGCCGGAAGCGCUAGCGGCAGCGUUAGGCCUUCAUCUACCACCGUCUGGUACGGUGGACAUGAAUGUUUAUCAUCAGAAUUUACAGCGCGCGUUCUUGCAAAGCGCGAUGGCGCAGAAUCUUCAGAUUCAGCAGCAGCUUUUAGCUCAGAAUCAGGCGCUACAGACUUUGUUAGCCGGUCAGGUGGUCGAGCCUUCGGAGUCGGAGCCGACGUCGCCGGUGCGAGCGUCCACGGUUGUUCACGCACAAGUACAUUCCCCUCCCAGGCUUUCAGUCACAAAGUCAAGGCGAGAAUCAAACGAGAGCUCUUCCACGGGCGCUCCACCGCCGCCCCCUCCGCCUAUGCCUCCACCACUACACGCCACAGACCCCUCUGAAGUUCGUGGCUUUAUGGACCCCUACGGCCGCGCAAAAACUGUGCGCAUCGGAAAAUGGCGGUGGCCCCCGCCUAAAGAUGCUAACGGCCAGGACAUAAAUCAAGACUUCACUAAGUUCAAGCUACGUCAAAUACAAAGAAGACACACUCCACAGUCACAGACGAAUGGUGAGCACGAACCACGCGGCCGGUCGCGGUCGGAGGCUUCGCCGAGUAUAGAAUGGGAGGAGUUUGAAGUGGACGGGCCAGUGGUAUCCCCCAGUCGCGAGCCGCCAUCUCAGAGGACGGCGAGAAGAAGCUUCGAAAUCGGAGCUCAGCGCCCGUCCCCUGGAAGCGUCGGCAAACUAAAGCUUAGUUCAGAAAUGAGGCAAAGGUUGGAGCGCGUGACGGCUAAUCACUCGGUGCGCAGCUCCUCAUCGGCAGCCGAAACUCCGCGCACGGUUAACAAGCUAGAAGACACGAGGAAGUUAAUGUUGGAGCGACAAUUAGGAGGCGGCGCGAGAUGGGACGCGCCCCCGCCCCCGCUGCCCCCCGCGCCGCCCGGGCCGGCGCCGCCGCCGCCGCUGCAGCCGCCCACUCCUCCAGACAGACCCGCGCCGCCGCCGCCUGUCCCUGAGUCCUCAUCGUUCGCUCAACUUCGACGCGACCGUGACACGUUCGGCGUCCAUCAGAAUAGGGAAGCCGACGACAGGCACGCGUUCUUAGCUAACUGGAACUCUAGGCGACGAGACGAGCCCGAUUCUGGGUCACGGGACGAUUUAGCCACUCGUUUCUUAACCGCUGACAGGAGGGAGCACCGCGUUCGUGAUGACUGGGGUGACGAAUCUGACAUCCGCAGCUUCAACGAUGACAGACAACAUCGGGACGAGUGGGACUCCGAGUCCGGGCUGGACGCCCACGACAGGCGAGACAUGAGAGACAUGCGCGACAACUUCUCCGGUCGCGACGCUUCAGAAAUCUAUGAAAUACAUCCGACGAGAGCUGAGCGUCGGAAAGAAAACGGCCAUGACGAUUUCGACCGCAAACGGUCACCAUACUCCGACGAUUUCGAAAGGUUCGACGGUCGGAAGAAUUCCCGGGAUAUGUUGGUCGGGCGAGCGCGGGAUAGCCCGCGGUCGGACGCCGGGUUUAAUGACAACGAUACUGCUAAACGUGCGACAUUCAAGACACAUAUGGCGCAGAAGGAACGGGAUCGCAAGAUGGAGGCGGAGCGAAGGCAUUCCGUGUCGACGCAUGUCACGGAUCGGACGGAACAUAUUGAACGUGACGUCCCAGCGCCGGCCGCUCUGCUGCCGUCGUCGGACCGCGCCUUCCUGACGUACUCGCGCGUGCCGUGGCGGCUCCGCGUGCGCAAGGAGAUAUUCACGCCCAAUGAGACCUACAGCGACCCCGCUGUUCUAGACCUCAUUUAUGCACAAAUCGUCAGCGACAUCACAUCAACCGCGUCAUCGCUCCGUAUCAACGCAAGCGAGCGUCGCGCGGGCGCCGCCUGGCUGCGAGCGGCCGGCGCGUCACCCGCGCGACAAGCCAAGCGGCAACUCAUAGAGAUGGCCAGAGGCUGGCCGUUCUACUUCGCAAGAUUGUUCUCAGCUAGAGUACCGCCUGGAGAGAGCGCGGUGCUAGCUGUAUCGCAUAAUGGUGUUACUAUUGGAGUUAAAGGGCCAACGGGUCUCACAGUUCGUCGCUCGCUGCCGCUGGCGGUCUCCGCGCAGCCGCACCCGCACCGCAAUCCCUACAGCUGUCACCAGCCAGGGAGCCGCCGCUCACGCUCCACGCCCCCCUGGCGCACCAAGCCGCCUCACUCAUCUCGGACCUGGCGCAGCAGGCGGACCAGGUCCAACCGAAAGCGAUCACAAAUGGCAUCGCCAAGGACCGCGUGGAGCACGUUCGCGAGCGGAACGAGUCCCGCGAAUCCCGGGACUCCCGGGACAUGCGGGACCCGCGGGACGCGCGGGAGUCCCGGGAGUCCCGCGACGAGACGGAGCAUGCGCCGCGACACGCUUCGCCCGUCAGGGAACGAGAGAGGGAGAGGGACAGAGAACGGGAGAUGAGGGAGGAUAGAAGAGAGCAGACAACGCCGCAGCAUGACGGAAGGCAUCCGUUACUGCAGUUCGCUGUGGAUCAUUUCCGACAGAGCCCUGAACUAGAAAUCCUCAAAGCCGACUCAUCACUAAAGAGCAAAGCAAAGCGCAACGAAUGGACCUGGAAGGCCCAGACCGACGUGGUGAAAUGGCAGGCCACGGCGCUCCGCGCUCCGCUGUUGCGCCUGCCGCCGGCGCUG
Messenger RNA from Leguminivora glycinivorella, 7515 nucleotides. It is a transcript of the gene Myo10A, whose product is annotated as unconventional myosin-XV-like. The coding region runs from base 209 to 7285 and encodes 2358 amino acids. Gene Ontology annotation, molecular function: ATP binding; cytoskeletal motor activity; protein binding. NCBI's taxonomy places the organism in Eukaryota, Metazoa, Arthropoda, Insecta, Lepidoptera, Tortricidae. The record is from RefSeq and is a predicted model, not a curated record. The transcript has 24 exons. Gene Ontology annotation, cellular component: myosin complex; cytoskeleton.